GCUGUCAGCACCUUCCUUGCUGGCAUCGCAAAGUGGCGGAGAAAGUUACCGUCUUGAAUGCGCGACUGUUCCUUUGAGUGAAAGUAAGAGCAGCCCGCAAAGCUCGUCGGAAGCACCAUGGUGAACCCGAAGCGUAUCACCAAGGAACUAGCUGACCUACAGAACGAGCCAGUGGACAAUGUUGUCAUAGAGCCCAAUGAGGACAACAUCUACCGGUGGACGGCCAUCGUCUCCGGGCCUUCGGGAACUCCUUAUGAGGGCGGCAAGUUCAAUUUACAACUCGAUUUCCCCAUCGAAUAUCCCUUUAAAGCUCCCAAGGUCAAGUUCAACACCAAGAUCUACCACCCGAAUGUUGACGAUAACGGAAACAUGUGCGUUGGCAUCGUCAAGAGCGAAGCGUGGAAGCCAAGCACCAAGGCCCAAACUAUCAUUCUUUCGAUCCUGCAAUUACUACAAGAGCCAAAUCCGGACGAUGCCCUCGUUGCGUCGAUAGCCGAAGAAUACAACAAGAACCGCAUCCUGUUCGAUAAGAACGCUGCAGAGUGGACUCAGAAGUACGCCAAAUGAGGCGUGUGCCACACAAAAUCGCACAGGUAACAGUGGAAUGGAUGAUGUCACCCUGCCUUUGCACACGCCAAUCAUUAUGUAUCAUACAGCAAUUGUCUCGUCCCGAUCCUGUCGCAUUGCGCCCGCC
Messenger RNA from Tilletiaria anomala UBC 951, 694 nucleotides. RefSeq names its product putative UBC5-E2 ubiquitin-conjugating enzyme. The transcript is spliced from 7 exons. Bases 118 to 567 code for a protein of 149 amino acids. The record is from RefSeq and is a predicted model, not a curated record. Lineage: Eukaryota; Fungi; Basidiomycota; Exobasidiomycetes; Georgefischeriales; Tilletiariaceae.